UUUCUUGGCGCGAUAGCUGGUAUAUGCUUCAUGCGAAUGGUAGUAAUUCACCUAUCAGAACUCAACGAUGUCGAGCACCAUAUCCAUAUGGAUUAUGCUGAUUCAUCUACGGUGACUAACGUCUUGAGCUAUCUCAGCAACGUGUGCUGCAAGAAUUGCACCUUACCCACUACCGUCCUUCACGAUCACUACUCUACUUCGUCUUUCACCUUCUGCUCCAAUGUCAUCAAUACAGCUCAAGCUGCAAUUUAUCAGCUGCGUUCUAACAGCUUGUGUGAAGGCGUCUUUCGCGAGUCGUUUUUGGUAAUCGCCUGUUUUUUUGAUCUUAUCAUUGUUAUAAACCUAUCGCUAUGUGUAGGAUCACCCGAACAAACUUACAAUUGAUCGUAGAGUUGAUAAGUGCAGCACAAGAGGCGCGACUGAGGAGCACAUGGCAAUAAGCUCAAAGGCGUUCUUCUACAUCGAGGUUGUGGACCUUCCAGCUUCCUUCAAAUGCAAGAUACAGAAAUCCUCAAAGUUGAACUACUUUGCAAUUGUU
Messenger RNA from Periconia digitata, 538 nucleotides. NCBI's taxonomy places the organism in Eukaryota, Fungi, Ascomycota, Dothideomycetes, Pleosporales, Periconiaceae. The record is from the annotation of a GenBank genome assembly.